AUGUCGGUCAAUUCAGAGGAAGAGCAACGGCCGAAUGUCAUAGAUGGCUCGGACAAGGCCAACACAACUGUUGUUGGCAAAGAGACGGGUAAUGGAUCGAAUGAUCCAUUUCAUCUGCCGAAAUGGCAGAGUAAUGUCACUAUCGUGAGCUGUUACAUUGCGAACUUCAGCGAUGGCUUUCAGAACACGCUUGCCAAUCCGACGAAUGUCAUUUUCAAGGAACUUCUUGGAUCAGGUGGUUAUUCGUCCGAGAUGAAAACUCGGAUCAGUAACUCCUUAAUUAUUGGCGCGAUUCUCGGUGUUGUUGUGCUGGGCUAUACUUCAGACAUGUUCUCGCGUCGAUCUGGAUUGUUAUUCACGUCAUCUUUGGUCGCGAUUGGCACGCUGAUGUCGACUGUGGCAUUGAGUGUCCAUCCGUCGCAUAACAUGCUGUGGUAUUUUGUUGUUGCCCGUGGUAUUGCUGGAUUCGGCGUCGGUGGUGAAUAUCCUCCCAGUGCGGCCGCUGGUAUCGAGGAAUCUGACUCUGUCUUGCAGAAGUACCGAGGCCCGCUUUUCGUCUCCUUCACGACGUUGAUGGCCACGCUUGCAGGUCCAAUCCUUCAGAUUAUCUAUCUGAUCUGCCUGAUCGCCAGUGACAAUAACCUGACUGUCACAUUCCACGCGAUCUACUCGAUCGCCACUAUCUUGCCGAUUUUUAUCAUCAUCUUGCGCCUGUUCAUGGUCGACUCGUCGUUGUUCCAUCACUCAAAUCUGACAAACCAACGCCGUUCACCGAAGGUAUACCUGCUUCUUGCCCGGCGGUACCGGUGGCGCAUCUUCACGACAUCGCUCGCGUUCUUCCUGUAUGACUUCAUCAACUUCCCCAACAGUAUCAUGUCCAGCACCAUUAUUUCGUCUCUGGUCAAAGACAGCGAUAUCAGACAAACUGCUAUUUGGCAGGUCAUUCUGGCAGUCCUCCCGGUUCCUGGUGUCAUGAUCGGUGCGUGGUUAACCAAUGCCAUAGGUCGUCGAAACACUGGAAUUCUAGGUUUUGCGGGAUACAUGGUUCUCGGUUUCAUUAUUGGAGGCACAUACGAAAAACUCUCGAAGCACAUUGCCGCCUUUGUUGUCCUGUAUGGUCUGUUGCAGGCAUUUGGUCAUAUGGGACCUGGUGCUACGAUUGGCUUGAUCUCCUCAGAGGCUUUCCCCACAGCCAUGAGAGGAAUGGGUUAUGGAAUUGCAACUGCUUUUGGUAGGACUGGUGCUGCAGUUGGCACGGAGUGUUUCACUCCUCUGGAAAAGGCGGCUGGCAGCAGCUCUACGUUCUACCUGGCUGGUGGAGUGGCUGUUCUUGGCAUGAUCGUUUACGCCCUGCUUCCCGAGAGCAGGAAGUUGGAUCUGGAGGAAGAAGACAGGUCACUGGAGGAGUUCCUGGCGCAGCACGGAUACAGCACCAACAACUAG
Molecule: messenger RNA, 1443 nt
Organism: Penicillium argentinense
Lineage: Eukaryota; Fungi; Ascomycota; Eurotiomycetes; Eurotiales; Aspergillaceae
Exons: 3
Coding region: 1-1443 (480 amino acids)
Biological process (GO): transmembrane transport; carboxylic acid transport
Cellular component (GO): plasma membrane
Molecular function (GO): carboxylic acid transmembrane transporter activity
Source: RefSeq, a predicted model, not a curated record